This is a messenger RNA of Talaromyces atroroseus, 1062 nucleotides long. Its product is annotated as Sphingolipid long chain base-responsive protein PIL1. The record is from RefSeq and is a predicted model, not a curated record. The transcript has 4 exons. NCBI's taxonomy places the organism in Eukaryota, Fungi, Ascomycota, Eurotiomycetes, Eurotiales, Trichocomaceae. Gene Ontology annotation, cellular component: plasma membrane; eisosome filament. Gene Ontology annotation, molecular function: lipid binding. Bases 1 to 1062 code for a protein of 353 amino acids. Gene Ontology annotation, biological process: endocytosis; negative regulation of protein kinase activity; eisosome assembly.
AUGCAUCGCACCUACUCUAUGCGCCAGUCGCGUGCGCCGACUGCCUCGCAAAUCGAAAACCCUCCCCCGCCAACGUCCAGCACCAAGACUAGUCGCUUGUUUGGACGAAGCAACUUUGGCCAUGCAUUCCGCAAGAACGCCGCGGGCGCCUUUGGCCCGGAUCUGUCGAAGAAGCUUACCCAGCUCGUCAAGAUGGAGAAGAACGUCAUGAGGAGUAUGGAAUUGGUCGGCCGGGAAAGGAUGGAGGUUGCUCAACAACUUUCUACCUGGGGCGAAGCCGGCGAUGACGAUGUUUCCGAUGUCACGGACAAGCUCGGUGUGCUGAUUUAUGAGAUCGGUGAACUGGAGGACCAGUUUGUCGACCGCUACGACCAAUACCGUCUUACUAUUAAGAGUAUUCGCAACAUUGAGGCGUCCGUGCAGCCAAGCAGAGACCGCAAACAAAAAAUUACGGACGAGAUCGCGAAACUCAAGUACAAAGACCCGAACUCCCCGCGCAUCGUCGUUCUCGAGCAGGAAUUGGUCCGCGCCGAAGCCGAGUCAUUGGUCGCCGAAGCCCAGUUGUCAAACAUUACCCGCGAGAAGUUGAAGGCGGCUUUUAGCUACCAGUUCGAUGCUCUCCGCGAGCACUGCGAAAAGGUUGCUAUCAUUGCUGGCUACGGCAAGCAUCUGCUAGAGCUGGUCGAUGACACCCCCGUUACUCCCGGCGAAACCCGCCAGGCAUACGAUGGCUACGAUGCUAGCAAGGCUAUUAUCCAGGACUGUGAGGAUGCCCUCACCAACUGGGUCACCUCUGGCGCAGCUGUUCGGUCCAACCUGUCCACACGGUCACGCACAUUGUCUCAGCGACGCCGCAACAACAUCAAGCGUGAUGAUGUCGAACACGAGCCGUCUCUCAAGGACCAAGAUACCUGGGUUCCAGCUGACCAGCAUGCCGGCUACCAUGAAGAUGACGUGAGUGAGGAUGGCAUUGUGGAAGAUGAUGGAAGCAUUGCGCACAGCGGCGGUGCCAACGGAGAAAUCCGUGGACGCGCUGAAGAACGCGAGCCUGUCGCAGCUUGA